Messenger RNA from Clavispora lusitaniae ATCC 42720, 2625 nucleotides. RefSeq lists its product as uncharacterized. Gene Ontology annotation, molecular function: protein binding. The record is from RefSeq and is a predicted model, not a curated record. Lineage: Eukaryota; Fungi; Ascomycota; Pichiomycetes; Serinales; Metschnikowiaceae.
AUGGAUGAAAACCACAAACAAAUAUUCGUUACUAGAGUUACCACUCUUCAGCGGGCUUCAGUGUUGGCGCUUUUCAUUGACCACUUUUUGCAGUUAACAUAUCUUGUGGGACUUAUUGUGAUUGAUUUGAAUAGAGUUGAUCUCACAGAUUUGUUGAAGCUGCUGCCCUUGGAGUCAGAUGACGAUUCUGGUGUGCAUGAAAUGAACCCUAUUUCUUCUUUCCUUUUGGGUGUCUCAGAAAAGAAACCAACGUCGCCAAAUACCUGGAGGUACCGUUUGGGAACAUACUGCUUGAAAGUAAGCCCUGUGUCGCUGAAAAGAUUUUUGGGUUUGUGGAUUCCUGUUGUUACCAUUUGCCUUACUGCAGUCAGCAUCUUGCUCAUUAUGCUUGUUAUUCCAAAUGAGUCUGUCGGCUUUAUGGAGGUGAUUGGUCUCAGAAGCCUGGCUCAGAUGUCUCAGAGGUACGAUUAUCUCUUUGUUAUUGAGCUUUUGGCUGGAUGUGUACUCGUUUUUGCUAUCGCAGAGUUGACUUUCAUUUUUACCCACUCCAAAAAACAAGAUAGCAAUGCCGGUCUGGAUGCCCUAACCGCCCUAAUCUCUCCAGAUUCCGGUUUGACUAACAAAGAGUUGGUGGAAAACGAUAAAGUCAAAUUUUUCGAGUGCUUGUCUUUAUCAGGAACUCAUAAAACUGAUAUUCUCAAGCUUGUAUCCAACCCCAAAUGUUCAUUUUUGGUAUCUACUGAUUUAGACCACAAAGUAUUGAUUUGGUCCCCGUUGAGCAAAGUCGAGUCGUCGAAGCCCCAAAACAUUGCCACAUUUUUUGAAAGCUCAGAUCCCAAUGCUAAAAAGGCCGAGUUUUGGCCCGUUAAUCAUAUUGAGAUCAGUGAUGAUGGAAAUUACAUUGUUCUCAUUAAUAAUAAGCAUUGUCGGAUCAAGUGUUUUGAAAGAAAGUCUCUAAAGUAUGUGUGGGAAGUGUCGUUGACAAGCGAACUAAACCAAUCUAGAAAGAAAAUGCAUGUGGUGAAUGCUUUCUUCAGGAAAAAGACAGUUGCUGGCUUCCUUGCCAGAAAACUCUUGCUGAAACGGAAACAGCACACGAGAAGAAGCAGCAGCGUAUCUUCUAAUAAAGGAGGUCCACUCACAGGAAACUAUCCACCUCCUUCAGUCACCGAAAUGGAAGAAAGUAGAAGCGAGAAUUCCGAGAAAAAUAUUGAUAAAGAGUUGAUUCAGGAAGAGUUUGUGCUCGUUCUUGAGACGGGAGAAAUGAUCACCGUUGCGUGUCAUAACAUCCAAAUAAAGGUGUACAAUUUGUUGACCCAGCUAUAUGAGGGUCAACCAGAGUUGCGCAAUCUCAAAAUCAUCUCGCUGAAGUUUCUUAAAACUGCAAGAGUCAACGACCGUGUGGUUUGCAAUUUAUCAAAUGAUGAUAUUAUCGUGGGAACAGCGGUUAAUAACUUGUGGAGAUUCCAGAAGCUCGACUUGGAUGUGUAUUACUCAUCAACCAAGACUUUGGCCAAUUUUGCUCCUCCAUUGAUGUCACGUACAGGGUCUGCAAUCAGUUUCAAGCAUGACUUUUCUACGGCAUUUGAAUUGCAACGACAGACACACAUGCAGAGACAAGAAGCCGAGACUACGGUGUUUUCGGAUCUCAAGAAAUACCAGGUCAUCAAUAAGUCCACAGUGAUAACCAUUGAUUUCGUGGGAAUGAUUGUCCGCGUUAAAGACUUGCUGGCAGAACUCAUAGACGUGCAAACGGGAACAGUCCUCAAAGUGUUUGGAAUUGGACACUUCAAGCCAGACACUUUUAGAGUGGCGCAUUCAGAGCCAACACAUUGUAAGUUUUGCGGAUGUGCGUCGUUCGAGUCUCUCUCGUUGGUUUACGAAGACUUUUAUGACAAGACGAUAAUAAUGCAUACGUUCACGGUGGAGAACAAAAAGUCCAGAAACAACAUCUGUUUGAGAGUGGAGAGAGAUCCAAGGGAAAUCAGAUGUGUCGGAUUGGACUCGGCCAUUGAAAAGCAGUACUGGUACGAGGACAUCGAAAAGUGGGAGGUGACAGAUAUGAAUGUGAUUCUCGGCAUAAGAAAAAUUUCUCCUCCGUCAGAGAAAGGGGAUGAAGCAGCUGUUGAACAGUCUGGCUUUUCGUUGAGCUCCGAGAACGGAUUGAGCUCGCUUAGAACCCGGAAGAAAUCUGCAAAGGCGAAGAAAGAGCAGAAACACCCCACGAUAGACCAACUUUGGCAAGGUAUUGUGAUCACUGCACAAAACGGCAAGCUAUUAGAGUACAACAUUCCAGCCAAUGCACCUACAGACGCUGAAUUCUCAUCCACGCGGCCUAAUUAUAUUGUCAAGUACGGAUUUAAGUCUGUGGCGAUUGCCUUUGGAAGCAGCAUCAAGAUCUUGUAUCUUGGCGGAGAUAAGUUGAUUGAAAACGACUUGUACUACUCUGGAACCACCAGCACGUUGAAUUCCAUAUUGAAGCCUAACACCGAAGGCGCAGGACGCAAUGAAUUGCUAUUCGUCAACAAGCGGCGGCGCAUGCUAGAAAAACGGAAUGCCAAAGCUUCAAGAACACAGACAGAAUUACCCAAUGCGGAAGGCGAAGGGGAAGCAGAUGCGUUCUGA